Molecule: messenger RNA, 1273 nt
Organism: Larimichthys crocea (large yellow croaker)
Lineage: Eukaryota; Metazoa; Chordata; Actinopteri; Sciaenidae
Exons: 4
Coding region: 116-838 (240 amino acids)
Biological process (GO): immune response
Cellular component (GO): membrane
Molecular function (GO): tumor necrosis factor receptor binding
Source: RefSeq, a predicted model, not a curated record
CCUAGUUUCCCACUGUUCAACAGCUAAUAUAAGACACUGCAUGGAUCACUUGUAAUCAGAUUUUUUCAGGACCAGCCAGUUUGCAGACACUCUGACAGAGAUCAGAUCUGCCACCAUGGGACAGAAACAGAUGGGACACACUCUGCCAGCUGAAACUACCUGCAAGGAUUCUAUGAUAGAUAUGGGCCAGGACAGGUCUGCCCUCAUCCUCAUCAAACACUGCCGGGACAUGAAGCAGCAAGAGAUGUGCCUCAGACUCAUCACUCUGUUUCUGCUGCUCAUCUGUACAGCACUGUUCAUUUUCAUGAAUGGAGCUAUUUUAAGGCAGCGUGGAAUCUCUGGAUCCAAUGGCCAAGAGAGCACAGCUGAGCAAAGUCCAGCCUACUCCAAGCAGUGCCCUGCAGACAAUACUUCCAAGAACUCACAAAGACUGCGCAUUCAUCUCACGCCUGUGACUAUAGGCAACGUCAGCAGUAAAGUAUACAUGAAAUGGAAUGUCAAAUUUGGUGAAAAUUACAAUGAAGAGAAACGUGCCAUUGUGAUUCCAAAGACGGACUACUAUUUUGUCUAUGUGAGGAUUACUUUAAAUUGCCACAAUUUGGAAGAAGAUGGCAAAUUCCAGAAAUUCGGCUUAUACCUGCACAACUGGAAUAAAGGUUACCCCCAGGCUGUAGAGCUGACACACGUCUGGGAUGGUGUAUUUUGCACUCUAGGAGGGUACAGGAGUGUGUUUGUUGGGCAGCUCUUCGAUUUGUUGGAAGGUGAUCAUGUGAGCGUGUGGAUUGCAGAGGGCUACGAACUGAUCAGCAGAUCAUCAUUUGGUGCUUAUCUCGCAUAGAGAACACAGCUUUAUGAGAAUAUGCCUUUUUGCCUUUUUUGUGUACUCGUUGUGUUUCGAUUAAACAGAUAUUCUGGGGUUACUUUGCUUUGCAUGUUUUAAAUGGUUUAAAUUAACUGAUUAACUAGGUAUGAAAGAUAUUCAGUAUAAACAAAUGACAAAUUACAGGUUGGUUUUUAACGAGUAAUGAGAUAGCUUUGCCUCUACUACAGGGAUGUCCAAAGUACAGCCCAGGGGCCAAUCACGGCCCAAAGCUUCAUUUUUUUAAUAUAUUAUUUAUGGCCUGCUAGGAUUGUCAGAUACUGUAUGGCUGGAAGAUUUGGCUUUUUUUUACUGACACAAUGAAGCAUUUGGAUGUGGAACAUAACUGAAGAGAGGACAUAACUGCUGCUGUUAUAUAUCUGUAGAUGUGACACAAAAUAUUAUUUUCUGAAU